AUAAGGAGGAAGUACAGUAACGUUAGCUAUGUCAAUGUGAACAGAUCAUACAGCAUUUGAUUGUAGCUCAUUUUGCAACAAGUUUAUCAUUAUAUUGUGUUUGCACGGUUAAGAGACAUGGCUUGUUUUUUCAGAAGAAGUAUUGCAGCAAAGCUGGGAAAGACGCUGCAGCAGUCUGAGGAUGCCUUCAUACCAGCUCUGUCAGCAGUUCCAGUUUUUAAGAAACAGCAGACUGCUGACUUCAAACUGCCAAUCAGCACAUUACGAAUCAGUGGGAUUUUACCAUCCAGUGGUGACAUUCAACUGCAGACAGAAUAUUUGGCCACUCAGUUGAAGCAGGACAGUGUGGUGGAAGACAUAUCUGCUGGAUGUGGAGUGAUCAACUUUAAAGUUAAUCGCAAACUUCUUGUCCAGAAAAUGUUGGAGCCAUUUGGAAAGGAGGAGGAUGAUAAAUUUGGGUUAAAUAGUGAACUUUUCAAUACUCUCAAGAGAGGAACAACAUUAGUUGAAUAUAGCUCUCCAAAUAUUGCCAAAAAAUUCCAUGCUGGACACUUGCGAUCUACAAUUAUUGGUAACUUCAUCGCUAACCUAAAGCAGUGCCUUGGAAACAAUGUUAUUCGAAUGAACUACCUCGGAGACUGGGGUAUGCAAUUUGGUUUGCUAGGAGCUGGGUUUGGCCAAUUUGGAUGUCAGGAGAAAUUGAAACAGAAUCCCUUGCAGCAUUUGUUUGAGGUUUAUGUUCAAGUGAACAAGGAAGCAGAGCACAAUGAGGAUAUGAAACAGGCUGCCAGAGACUUCUUUAGACAGCUGGAGCAGCAUGAGAGCGAGGCUAUGUCGUUAUGGCAACAGUUUAGAGAGAUCACAGUGGAUGAGUAUCAACACGUUUACAAGCGGUUAGGGGUCCACUUUGAUAUUUACUCCGGGGAGUCCUUUCACCAAGAUCAAGCCCAGGAGGUGAUGCAGCAGCUGCAGAGCCAAGGCCUGUUGAAAACCUCUGAGAGAGGAACAGGUGUAGUGGAUCUCUCCCCUGCUGGAGACAUGAGCAGCGUCUGUACAGUGCUCCGCAGUGACGGCACAACUCUCUACAUCACCAGAGAUCUUGCUGCAGCUAUCGACCGAACUGAAAAAUACCAUUUUGAUGAGAUGAUUUAUGUGACAGAUAAAAGUCAAGCGAAUCACUUUCACCAGUUGUUCCAGAUCCUGCUCGCUAUGGGACAUUCAUGGGCCGACAGGUGUCAGCAUGUGCCCUUCGGCCUGGUGCGGGGCAUGAAGACCCGGAGCGGUGAGGUGGUGUUUCUGGAGGAUGUGCUAGACGAAGCUCGGGCCAGGAUGCUACACAACAUGAGCCAGUCAAAAACAACAAAGGAAAUGGAUGACCCAGGGGACACAGCAGAGAAAGUGGGAAUCAGCGCACUAAUAGUCCAGGACUUCAAAGGUUCACUGCAGUCAGACUACUCGUUUGACUGGGACAGGAUGCUGCAGGCUCAGGGAGACACAGGAGUCUUCCUCCAGUACUCACAUGCUCGACUCUGCAGUUUAAUACGGAGGAAUGAAGGUGUAGAGGCAGCCAUAUUUGAUCCAGCCCUUCUACUCGAGCAGCCGAGUAUCACCAUCCUGCAGCACCUUCUUCGCUAUGAUGAGGUGUUAUAUCAGUCUGCCCAGGAUCUGCAACCCAAGCAUAUCGUCAACUUCUUAUUGAAGCUGUGCCACCUGAUCGCCUCAGCACACAGAGAGCUGCCGGUCAAAGGAAGCUCCCAAGACGUAGCACAGGCAAGGUUACGACUGUUCAGCGGAGCCUGCUCAGUCCUGGCCAACGGCAUGAGGAUCCUGGGCAUCACACCGGUUGAUAAAAUGUGAAACUCAAAGUUUGUUUUUACUUUAUCCGUCUAAUUUCACUGCUGUAUAUAGGUAUCACACUGCUAUAGUAAAUUUGUUCUGUAUAUAAAUAAUUAUAUUUUCUAAAUAAAAUCAUGUUCCUUAAUUGAA
Messenger RNA from Siniperca chuatsi (mandarin fish), 1986 nucleotides. It is a transcript of the gene rars2, whose product is annotated as arginyl-tRNA synthetase 2, mitochondrial. Gene Ontology annotation, cellular component: mitochondrion; cytoplasm. The coding region runs from base 118 to 1857 and encodes 579 amino acids. Lineage: Eukaryota; Metazoa; Chordata; Actinopteri; Centrarchiformes; Sinipercidae. Gene Ontology annotation, biological process: mitochondrial translation; arginyl-tRNA aminoacylation. The transcript has 20 exons. The record is from RefSeq and is a predicted model, not a curated record. Gene Ontology annotation, molecular function: ATP binding; arginine-tRNA ligase activity.